Messenger RNA from Erpetoichthys calabaricus (reedfish), 919 nucleotides. RefSeq names its product coiled-coil-helix-coiled-coil-helix domain containing 2 (gene chchd2). Gene Ontology annotation, cellular component: nucleus; mitochondrion. Gene Ontology annotation, biological process: mitochondrion organization; positive regulation of transcription by RNA polymerase II. Gene Ontology annotation, molecular function: sequence-specific DNA binding. The transcript is spliced from 4 exons. The record is from RefSeq and is a predicted model, not a curated record. Bases 118 to 585 code for a protein of 155 amino acids. Lineage: Eukaryota; Metazoa; Chordata; Cladistia; Polypteriformes; Polypteridae.
CAGAGUAUUUCUGACGUAACUUCCGGCCUGUGCUAGAAAGUUCCUGUACUCAGGGCACAUUGAGAGUGUUGCUGUUCUACUGUCAUUUACCUGGUAAACAGAGGAUCAAAACCAAAGAUGCCGAGAGGAAACCGGAGCAGAAUGUCAAGAUCUCCUUCCCCAAUGAGCCGUGCGCCUUCCAGACCAAUGGCUCCUGCUGCCUCUGCUUCAUCGGUUCCUGCACACCCACCUCCAUCAGCAGUCGCUCCCCCUUCCACAGCUCCUCGCCAGCCUGGCAUGUUUGCUCAGAUGGCAACUACUGCUGCUGGAGUUGCCGUGGGCUCUGCCGUAGGACACACUAUUGGUCAUGCGAUGACAGGUGGCUUUGGCGGAGGAGGAAAUGCUGAACCAGCAAGGGCAGACAUCACUUACCAGGAGCCUGUUGCUGCAGCGCCACCCAUGUAUCAGCAGCAGAGCCAGCGUAGUCCAUGUGAAUAUGAGCUGCGUCAGUUUAUCGAGUGUGCGCAAAACCAGAAUGACCUGCGGCUCUGUGAAGGCUUCAGUGAGGUGCUCAAACAAUGCAAGUUUGCCAACGGAAUGUCAUAAAAUAAUUUGAAGCUCUUAAUGCUGGCUGUAUGUUUUGAAGUUCUGAUGAAUUAUUCUGAAGAUAGUAAUAUAAAGAAAUGUUUUUUUUUCCUUCCAUUUCCUGUGGAUGAAGUUAGACUGUUAAGUAAAAAUUUACUUUAGCCAAGUAUUCAAAUUCUCUCUCUUCAUGUUUUAGUAGAACUGACAAUAAUGUAAUUCUAUUUUAAUGUGUUGACCUGGAUGUAGCUUGAAACAAUGCAAAUGGAUUAAAAUAAAAUCGUGCAGUUCUAGCCUGAAUCCUAAUUUUAUUUUAGGACAACCUAGAAUUGGACUCACAAUAAAGGUCUUUGGUAAA